Molecule: messenger RNA, 439 nt
Organism: Puccinia graminis f. sp. tritici CRL 75-36-700-3
Lineage: Eukaryota; Fungi; Basidiomycota; Pucciniomycetes; Pucciniales; Pucciniaceae
Exons: 2
Coding region: 1-348 (115 amino acids)
Source: RefSeq, a predicted model, not a curated record
AUGCGUUUUACCUUGGUUGCAAUACUGGGCUUCCAAAAAUCACAAGCAAUGACUCCUUGCCAGGGGGUUAGAAUUGGUUGGAAGAUUGCCAAACACGCACCACCUGGGGAUAAGGUGGACUCUGAGAAACUGGGCCACAUUAUGGCUGAGGCAGUGUCAAAAAAUCCUGAACUCAUGCAAAAUGAAGAGCUGUUCUCAGCUAAAGUGAAAGAAGUGUUUGGCCAGUUGAGAGAGGCCAACCGCCCUGCCUGUGGGCAUGGUCAAGGCUCCAUUCAAAAAGGGAAGAAAGGCACAAAGUUCUGUCUUGAAUGCCUUUCACGUGCAACCAAUUAUGGAAGUAACACCUGAAAUUGACAUGUGAAUGUAUCUCUGGGAGAUGUAAACCAUGACUUGUUGGUUAGUCAGGAAUCAAUUGGGGGUUGAAACCAUUCUUAAACUC